AUGCCAAGCCUACUCAUUCUCUUCUUCAUGAUCUUCUUUCUCCUGGAGUCUAUGGCAGGAAUAAUAGAAAAUGGUUUCAUCAUCAUAGUGCUGGCCAGGGAGUGGGUGCGAUGUUGGAGCCUGCCUUCUGGGGACAUGAUCCUGGUCAGCCUGGGCAUUUCUCGCUUCUUUCUACACUGGGCAGCAGUUCUUAGUAGUUUCUACACAUAUUUCUAUCCAACUAACACAAGCCUAUACCUUUUCACUUUCUGGAGUUUUACUAAUAUGACCACAUUCUGGUUCACCACUUGGCUUGCCGUUUUCUACUGUGUGAAAAUCUCUGCCUUCACUCAACCAAUCUUCCUCUGGCUGAAGUGGAGAAUUUCCCAAUUUGUUCCCUGGUUACUGCUGUGGUCUCUUUUGAUAUCCAUUUUGAUAUGUAUCUCAUCUUUUGCAAAGGGCCAAUACAUUUUCCAACUGGCACUCGCUGGGAAUUACACAGAAAAGACAACUUGGGAUGAUAUGACACAUGCACUCCAGAACCAUUUUUUCCUGCUAUUGCAAAUAUUUAUUUUGUUAAUUUCUUUCUUCUUCUUCCUGGUUUCCACCAUCUUGGUCAUUUCCUCCCUGUGCCGACACUUGAGGGACAUGCAGCGCUAUGGUGCUGGUCCUCAGGAUCCAAGUAUGCAGGUGCAUAUCACAGCUUUGAAGUCACUUUUCUUCUUUCUCAUCAUCUAUGCAUCAUACGUUAUGCCUGUUGUCGUCACCACUAUUGUAGAAACUUCAGUUUGGAGCUUUGACUUUUGGGUAUGGCAGGUAGUGGCCUAUGCUGGCACCUCCAUCCAUUCUGCCUUCCUUAUCCAGAACAGCUCAAAGCUGAGAAGGGCUCUGAAGAAGAUGCUUUAUGACCCAGAGGCUGCCUGA
This is a messenger RNA of Trichosurus vulpecula (common brushtail), 903 nucleotides long. Its product is annotated as taste receptor type 2 member 134-like. The coding region runs from base 1 to 903 and encodes 300 amino acids. Gene Ontology annotation, cellular component: membrane. Gene Ontology annotation, molecular function: bitter taste receptor activity; G protein-coupled receptor activity. Gene Ontology annotation, biological process: detection of chemical stimulus involved in sensory perception of bitter taste; sensory perception of taste; G protein-coupled receptor signaling pathway. Lineage: Eukaryota; Metazoa; Chordata; Mammalia; Diprotodontia; Phalangeridae. The transcript has a single exon. The record is from RefSeq and is a predicted model, not a curated record.